AUGUUCAAAGCUCGAACAUCGUCCAGACGUCUCAUGGGCCCCGUCCAGGGCUUCGUCGACGAUGGGAUGCAGAAAUUUCUAGGCAUGCCAUAUGCUGCGCCUCCAGUUGGUUCACUUCGAUGGCAGCCACCUACGGAGCCGGAGCCGUGGGAUCGCCCGCUAGAAGCAAGAAGAUUCGGCUCUGUUUGCGCUCAGUCAACGACGUGCUUCCCAGGCUUUGGUUCGAAUGGCGGUAGCGAAGAUUGUUUGUAUCUCAACGUGUUCAGACCAGUGAAAGAUUAUCAUACUCAUAAAGGGAAACAUCCCGUCAUGGUUUGGAUACAUGGUGGCGGAUUUGCAUCUGGCGCGAGCAAUGACUAUAACCCUGCCAGCCUUGUCAAGGACGGAGAUGUCGUGUUUGUGUCUUUCAACUACCGAGUCGGUUGUUUCGGUUUCUUUUCGCACCCGGCCAUUAAUAGGGAGGGCCAUCUAGCCGGAAACUACGGCAUCAUGGAUCAGCAGCUAGCGAUGGUUUGGGUGAGAAGAAAUAUUUCUCAAUUUGGUGGUGAUGUGACCAACAUCACCUGUAUGGGUCAGUCGGCCGGCGGAGCCAGCCUCUUGGCUCAUAUGACAAUGCCGUCUUCGCGCGGCCUAUUUCACAAGGCUAUUAUUGAGAGCGGCGGUUCGCCUCCGGCCAUGACGUUCCCAACCAUUGAGAAGCUUGAGACCAUCGGAAUUGCUCUUGCUUCUGCCGCCGGAUGUACAGAACAAGGUCAGACGUCGGAGAAGCUCCGCCUGAUACCGACAGCGGACCUCAUGGCUGCUGAUGAGAUCGAGGAAGGAGUAUUUGGCAUCAGCAGAUUUCCUUUCGGCUUGAUGGAGGAUGGAAGUCUCGUCCCUAGAAACCUACGAGGUAGGUUUUCGAGGGGCGAUUUUCACCAUAUCCCCGUUCUCAUUGGGGUCAAUGCCGAUGAAUUUACUUGGUUCCAAGCUAUGAUUGAGCUCCGUUCAGGAAGGAUCGUGCCGGCCAAUAACUACUUCGAGACUGUCGCUACGACGAUUGACCUUCUUAACAAAUUACACCUAAACGGGAUCGUUAUCCCUGAGAGCGCCAUUCCCGAUAUUGUGUCGUUGUACCCUAUUCCAGCUGCCGUCAACAGCAACCCAAGCAGAGCCCUUGCAGCUGUUGUUGGAGAUGCAGGGCUCAUCUCUACCGCUGGAAGACGGACUGUGAGAUUGCUCGCAGCUUAUUGUCCAGAGGUCUAUACCUAUGAAUUCGAUGUCCCCGAUACUCCAUGUCCGUGGCCAGAGGUUUCUUUUCCAUACGGCUCGGCCCACACCCUAGAGCUCCCGUACAUUUUCCUCGGCUUUUCUGGUGGGGCGGGUGAAGCGAAAUCAUUGAGCGGUUGCCAACUCGCUCUCUCUAAGUUAAUGGUUUACUAUUGGACCUCAUUUGCUCGCCGGGGCACACCAAAUGGAGACGCGUCUCCACAAGUCCAACACACAGCACCCACUGCGCAGGACAAUAAGCCUCCGAAAUGGGAGAUAUACACCCCCCACGAUGACAAUGUCAUGCUCUUUCAAGCGGCUAAACCAAGUCGGAUGAUCAAAGGCUGGGGUAGACGGCAUAAUUCGGAUUUCUGGGAUACUUUUUACUGA
Molecule: messenger RNA, 1638 nt
Organism: Cladophialophora immunda
Lineage: Eukaryota; Fungi; Ascomycota; Eurotiomycetes; Chaetothyriales; Herpotrichiellaceae
Exons: 1
Coding region: 1-1638 (545 amino acids)
Source: RefSeq, a predicted model, not a curated record